UAGAUCAAUGUAUGUCGUAUAAAGUGUCUAGCAUCUAUCCGCGAUAUUUCAGUAGCAUUUUCGAGUUUGCCGCAGAAAAAUCCCAAUAUUGGAACAGCUGUCAAAAAGUUCCCAAGCUGCAGCCAUAGCAAACUGAGGAAGAUCUACUCUUUCUGUUGAUAUUUUCAUGAGUUUCUAUUCCAAUAGUUUUAAUUAUGUCAAUAAUUACACCGAAAACUUGCAAGAUACUAUCAUUCUACAUCAUUUGUAUUUUGGUGCUCCAACAAGUAUUAUCGCAAGAUGAAGACGAAGUCUCGACGUCAAGAGCCCAAUCCUGUCGCACACUGGCCGACAAACCAGGAAAAUGCGUCAACGUCCUGAAAUGCGAGUCAAUAGUCACUCUUCUAAGGGAAGAACCGACGAUAGGACGUCAAGCAGUUGCUCAACUCCGUUGUCCUGGAAACAGUGAUCAGUUCAGAGUUUGCUGUCCCCAGGCAAAAUUGAGCGCGCCUGAAGAACCUAAAGAUCACAAAACCUCGGAACCAAUUCAAACACACCCCAGCGCUCAAGCCCUUGUACCACCUCAAUGUGGUCUCAGCAAUGCUCGACACGAUAGAGUAGUCGGUGGAAAUCCGUCCGAACUUGGAGCUUGGCCUUGGCUAGGAAUCUUAGGCUACGGUCAGAAAUCGAGCAAUCGCGUUGGCUUCAAAUGCGGAGGGACUUUGAUAUCUUCUCGAACUGUCAUCACCGCAGCCCACUGCGUCCAAGGACAGAACGAUCUCAGGGUCGUUCGGUUGGGAGAGCACAACUUGCACAGCAAAGACGACGGCGCACAUCCCGUUGAUUACGUUAUCAAGAAGAAGAUCGUUCACCCUAAUUACAAUCCGGAAACUUCGGAAAACGACGUCGCUAUACUGAAACUCGCCGAAGAAGUUCCAUUCACAGACGCAGUGCACCCCAUAUGCUUGCCCGUAACGGAUGAAUUGAAGAACGACAACUUUGUCCGGAAGCUUCCUUUCAUCGCCGGCUGGGGAGCUACGUCGUGGAAGGGAUCUUCCAGUGCCGCGCUUUUGGAAGCCCAAGUUCCCGUAGUUGACAGCAACACUUGCAAGGAUCGGUACCGAAGAGUUAGAAACGCCGUUGUCGACGAUCGCGUUAUAUGCGCUGGUUACGCUCAAGGCGGCAAAGAUGCCUGCCAGGGUGACAGCGGCGGACCACUGAUGUUCCCAGUGAAGAACACCUACUACCUCAUAGGCGUAGUUUCAGGUGGUUACAAGUGCGCCGAAGCGGGCUAUCCAGGACUUUACAUGCGCGUUACGUCUUUCCUUGAUUUUAUAUUGAAAUACGUUGAAUGCGUGGCCAUGAUAGCCGUUCUGGCUUACGGUACCAGAACGCGUUGCAGCUUCAAGUGUGGCGGGACUUUGAUAUCUGCUCGAACCGUCAUUACAGCUGCCCACUGUGUUGACAUCCCGGAUAUCAAGUUUGCGCGGCUUGGAGAACACGUCCUAUUCAACGAUGACGACGGCGCUAAUCCGAUUGAUUACAAUAUCGUAAAAGCGCUCGUACAUCCCAAUUAGAAUGACGUGACUUUGGAAAACGAUGUUGCCUUGUUAACGCUUAACCGAGACGUUGAAUUCACAGACGAAAUUCAUCCCAUUUGCCUGACGGUACCGGAUAGUGUGAAAAAUCGGAACUUUGUCGCAAAUUUCCUAUUCGUAGCUGGAUGGGGAGCAACGCCGUUCAGUAAUUAUGCCUAUACGCAUUAACCGUACUAUCAUUUGCACGAAAUUAUUUUUGCAUCUUUUAUAUCUUUUACGGUAUUAGAUACCGAUACGGUGAUAGACGACACCGUCAUAUGCGCUGGUUACACUCAAGGGGGCAAGGAUGCAUGUCAGGGUGACAGUGGCGGACCAUUGAUGUUCCCGGUGAAGAAUACUUACUACUUGAUUGGAGUAGUCUCGGGUGGUUAUCAAUGCGCGCGACCUGGUUUUCCUGGUCUGUACACGCGCGUAACCCAUUACCUUGAUUCCAUACUGAAUAAUAUGGUAUAAAUUUAUGUUUAUACAGUUGAGUGCCUAAAAUAAACGAUUUGUGCAUAGUA
Molecule: messenger RNA, 2080 nt
Organism: Nasonia vitripennis (jewel wasp)
Lineage: Eukaryota; Metazoa; Arthropoda; Insecta; Hymenoptera; Pteromalidae
Product: venom serine protease Bi-VSP
Biological process (GO): proteolysis
Molecular function (GO): serine-type endopeptidase activity
Source: RefSeq, a predicted model, not a curated record